UUCCAUCUUCUCCAAGCAGUUCUGGGCACCACUGUGAUUCCUUCCUGCAUCCCGGGAGAAUCCGAAGAUAACUGCACGGCGUUAGGAAAGGGUGAUUAAUGCUUUAAAGAAAGCAGCAGAAUAUAUCGAACUUCCCAUUCCCUUCACAGUUCGGAUAGAAGACAAUCCACGCGUGGCUCAAGUAUCAAUAACGAAGUGUGGCUCUGACAUGAACGGCUACUGUUUGCACGGACAAUGCAUCUACCUGGUGGACAUGAGUCAGAAUUACUGCAGGUGUGAAGUGGGGUACACUGGUGUCCGAUGCGAGCACUUCUUUUUAACCGUCCAACAGCCCUUGAGCAAAGAAUACGUGGCUUUGACUGUGAUCCUCAUUCUCUUGUUUCUGGUCGUAGUUGCCGGUUCCAUAUACUACUUCUGCAGAUGGUACAGAAAUCGAAAAAGUAAAGAGCCCAAGAAGGACUACGAAAGGGUGACGUCAGGGGACCCAGCAUUGCCUCAAGUUUGAAUGAGUCCAUCAAGCUACAGGCAGGGAGGCACAGCAUGCCUGGUUCUGUUAAUAUUCCUAUUUUAUUAAUAAUAUUUAUGUUGGAGCAUGUGUUAAGUCGACAAUGGUGCAUUUUUAAUAUACUUUGACAAGUUUUUUAUUUUUGUUUUAUUUUUGACAGACUAUUUGCUACUAUAUAAUGUAUACAAAAUAUAUAAUAUAGAAAAAAAGUCAAUAUUUUUGUAAGAAAUCAUUUCCUAGAUGAAAUGCUUUCUCUCCAAAGCUCAGUUGCCAGCUACGCAAUGUUUAGGAGCAAAUGCUGUCCGGUUUGUUGCUCAGAAAGUGUCACAAAUGACUGAUUUCUGUUAAGCCUAACUUAUGGUCAAAUCAACCCAAACAAGUAUAUUUUCCUACUCCUCUGAUUAGCGAUAACGGGUCUGACUGUAUUGUAGUUUGAUGUAUGACUUGGCACCACAGUGCUGUGUAUUAAAUCACUAGUGCAGUGGGAACUGGGGAGAAGCAAGUCUGGAUACUGUGCUGAACACUACACACUGGGAACAACCUAAACCGGGGAGGACUGUGUGUCUGGUCCCCUGCCCC
Molecule: messenger RNA, 1084 nt
Organism: Ailuropoda melanoleuca (giant panda)
Lineage: Eukaryota; Metazoa; Chordata; Mammalia; Carnivora; Ursidae
Gene: EREG
Product: epiregulin
Exons: 4
Coding region: 209-505 (98 amino acids)
Biological process (GO): positive regulation of mitotic nuclear division; epidermal growth factor receptor signaling pathway; positive regulation of cell population proliferation
Molecular function (GO): growth factor activity; epidermal growth factor receptor binding
Source: RefSeq, a predicted model, not a curated record